AGCCGGGGCGGAGGGGGCUCCGGGGCCGACAUGGCGGCGCCGCGGCCCUGCGCGGACGGCUCUUGCUGCUCCUGGACGGGUGCGGCGUCCGGCGUGCAGCAAACGCUGGACGAGAUGGACUUCGACAGGGGAAUCUGGUCGGCAGCCCUGAAUGGAGACCUAAGCCGAGUGAAAUAUUUCAUCCAGAAGGCAGCAGACCCUAGCCAGCCCGACUCGGCUGGCUACACGGCUCUGCACUAUGCCAGCCGCAAUGGGCACUAUGCCGUGUGCCAGUUCCUGCUGGAGAGCGGGGCUAAGUGUGACGCCCAAACGCACGGGGGCGCCACCGCGCUGCACCGGGCCAGCUACUGUGGGCACACCGAAAUCGCACGCCUCCUGCUGUCUCACGGGUCCAACCCUAGGUUGGUGGACGACGAUGGCAUGACCAGUCUGCACAAGGUACGUGGAGACAGAGUUGGAAACAAAGUGUCGGGAUGUGGACAUGGAGUUCCUGAUCCUGGAGGCGGGCCUGGGGUCUGGAGGCUGGGAGCCCAAGAGGCCGUGGCCCGGGAGCGGUGGAAACUGGGAGAAGAGAAGAAAGCAGUGCUGGGGAUGGGGGGUGGCAGGUGCCAACCUCGAGGCGGGCAGGCUCUGAGCCCCGAGGACCUCGGGUGGCUGGGGUCCCUCCUGUGGGCGGGAGAGGCGAGGGCCAGACCAACCCGGAGCCUGUCCCUGAGGCCUUGGCACCCUGUGGCUGACCGCUGGUCUGCUCUUGUGCCCCAGCUUGAGAGAUUUAACAGCUCCAGACUGAAUCUGGAGACUCUGGCUGACCUGGAAAACGGUUCAAAGAUGGGGGGGAGAGGUGACUGAAAUGCAGAGUCCCCCCUAGGGCACGUGAGCCCGUGGUUAAGGUGAGAAGUCGGGGUGGGGUGGGGGGGUGAACACCUGGGGCUUGAGUUUGUGAGGAAGCACUUCCUGUCCCUGCGGGAGGGCUUGGGGAAGAGCAGACACCGCCAGGGCCUGCUGAGCUGGACAGACUCCGUUCUGGAGGCCCCACAGCCCUCCAGGACCACACACGCAGUGACUUCAACAGAGAUUGAUUCUCCCAGUUCUGGAGGCUGGAAGUCUGAGAUCAAAGUCUGACGGCUGUGGGAGAGAAUCUGUCCCCGCCAGUCUUCUAGCUUUUGGUGCUUGGUGGCUAGCUUUGGUAUGCCUCGGCUUGUGGGUGCCUCCCCCCGAUCUCUGCCUGAGUUCACAUGACACUCACACUAUGCCGCUGUGCCCACGUCCCCUUUCAUUAAGAACACCAGUCAUUGGAUUAGGGCCCACUUUACUCGCGUGACUUCAUCUUAAUUACAGCCGCAAUGACCCUAUUUCCAAAUAAGGCCGCAUUCUGAGGUCCUGGGGUUGGGACUUCAACAUAUAAACUUGGGGGGGGGGGCACGGCAACCCAUAAUGGGUGUAAUAGGUGCUCCGUCGGUCCGAAUCUGGGGUGGGGAAGGGGGUUAAGAAUUACAGUUUGGAGCAGCCACCAACCAACAUGUAGUCCUCAGCCGGCUCUUGGGAGCUGCUAGGCUAGACUGGUGAAGACCGCGUUUUGCGAAAG
Callorhinus ursinus (northern fur seal) is the source of this 1585-nucleotide messenger RNA. Lineage: Eukaryota; Metazoa; Chordata; Mammalia; Carnivora; Otariidae. The record is from RefSeq and is a predicted model, not a curated record.